Hypanus sabinus (Atlantic stingray) is the source of this 3724-nucleotide messenger RNA. RefSeq names its product NACHT, LRR and PYD domains-containing protein 3-like. The transcript has 12 exons. Gene Ontology annotation, molecular function: protein binding. The record is from RefSeq and is a predicted model, not a curated record. NCBI's taxonomy places the organism in Eukaryota, Metazoa, Chordata, Chondrichthyes, Myliobatiformes, Dasyatidae. Bases 1 to 3108 code for a protein of 1035 amino acids. Gene Ontology annotation, cellular component: cytoplasm.
AUGGUUCAAGGUUCAAGCAGUGGAGGAGCUCCAGUGGCGUCAACAUCGGGAAAGGACACGGUUCCGAGCACAGCGAUCACCGAGCUACUGGCAAGCUGGAAUGACUUCCAGCUGCUGCAGUUAACAGACUUUUACCGGGACAGGCUGGAGCAGGCGAUGGAAGGAGGGGUGCACCGAGUGAGCCUGGCGUUAACGGCCGAGAAUCAGUUCAGCGGAGAGGAACAUCGGAAAAUCUCCGAUCUCGCUGAUAAGGGAGAGUGGGCGGACAGUUCUAAACUCCUCCUGAGCCUGGUGAUGGAGAAAGGCUCCCGCGCCCGGAUGGUGAUGUGGGAAACCUUUGUGAAAAUGCGGAUUGGUGUCCCAAAGUUGGACAAAAUACUGAAAGAAAUACAGGAACAUGGUUGUGUUCCGGUCCAUCGACCCGUACCGGAGAUUCCCAGAGAGCUGAAAGAUUCCAAAUCUACGAUCUCAGAUCUCCUGACGCAGUGCGAAGAUUAUCAGCUGCUCCACCUGACUAUUUUCUACCGAGAGAGACUGAAACUUGCAAUUGAAGAACGGGUAGAAGGACUCAGCUGGACGUUGAGACAGGAGGGACAAUUCAGUGAACAGGAACACGAGGAAGUCAAGAAGCUUGCGGAAUGGGGAAACUGGACAGAGAGUUCCAAACUCUUCCUCAGCCUGGUGAUGGAGAAAGGCGCUCAGGCCCGGAGGGUGAUGUGGAAAUCCUUUGUGAAAGUGAGGAAGGAGUUACCAAAGUUGGAAAGGAUACUGAAGGAAAUCCAGGAACUUGGUCCUGAUCCAUAUGAAGAUAUGAAUGUCAGCCGAGGCUUUUGUGAGUUAUCCUCGCAACUGAAGGAUGUUCAACAGAAACACAAGGAAACUCUGCGGGCACAAACUGAAAAACUGAGAGUGAACACGAUCUUGAUGAGGGAGAAGGUGAAGGUUUUCCAGCUGGUUGAUCGAUACGCUGAGCUCACGAUCAUUUCUACUGUUCGAGAUCGGAGACUGGUGGAACAUGAACUACUGGCAAGAGGCAAAACCCAUGAAAAAUGGAGAAAUAAAUAUCUCCAUGCCGAGCUGGAAAAAGUCCGGACUGAUCAGUUGUUCCAGAGCAGCUAUUCCCGGAGUAAAACCAAAUCUAGGAGUUCGGCAGCAGUGGCCGGAGUCCCAGGGAUCGGGAAAACAAUAAUGGUACAAAAGAUUGUUUAUGACUGGGCCACGGGGAAAAUAUACCAACAGUUCCAGUUUGUCUUCAGUUUCAAAUUCCGGGAUUUAAACUUUAUUAACUGCAGGAUAAACCUGAGGGAACUGAUUCUGGAUCAAUAUCCUUACUUUGGGAAUAUCCUGAGAGAGGUCUGGAGGAACCCAGAGGGAUUGCUGUUUAUAUUUGAUGGUUUAGAUGAAUUCAAAUACAGAAUCGAUUUUGCUGACAGUCGGAGAGAUACAGAACCCAAACACCAGUGCCCAGAUCCCGAGUGGUGGUGUGAAGUGUCUGACAUUGUGUACAGUUUAAUCCAGGGCAAACUGCUCCCAGGGUGUUCAGUGUUGGUGACCACCCGUCCCACUGCGUUACAUUUAUUGGAAAAGGCUGAGAUCAGUGUCUGGGCUGAAAUCAUGGGAUUUGUUAGUGAGAAACGGAAGGAAUAUUUCAUCAGGCAUUUUGAAGAUCAGACGGUAGCAGCAGCUGUUUUCAAACACGUGAAGGAGAACGAGAUCCUGUACACCAUGAGCUACAACCCCUCCUACUGCUGGAUCCUCGCUCUGGCACUGGGCCCCUUCUUCAUACAAAGAGUCAGGGACCCGCAGCGAGUUCCCAAGACCAUCACCCAACUGUACUCCUACUAUAUUUACAACAUCCUGAAAAACCACGGCCGUGAGAUUGAGAACCCCCGUGAUGUGUUUCUCAGGGUUGGUCAGAUGGCCUUCAGAGGAGUGUCCGAGAAGAAGAUUGUGUUUACAGAUGGAGAUUUGAUCAACUAUAACCUGCAGCCUUCCCAGUUCCUGUCCGGGUUCCUGAUGGAGCUUUUUGAGAGAGAGGAUUCUGCCCGGAGCGUGGUGUACACAUUCUCACACCUCACCAUUCAAGAGUUUGUAGCUGCAGUCGCACUGUUCCUGAAUCCACAUCCCAGAGAUAUUCUGAAAUUCCUCACUGAAGCCCACAACACAACAGAUGGGCGAUUUGAGGUAUUUCUCCGUUUUGUAGCUGGUCUCUCCAACCCAAUCACAGCUCGGGGCCUGGAGGAGUUUCUGGGUCCAUUUCCUCAUCAAACAACCUGCCGGGUGAUUGACUGGGUGAAGGAGGAGGUUAAACGCCAGAGUGGAAACGCAGAGAGUGAAGCUGGUAAAAGGAACCUCCUGAACACAUUGCACUACCUGUUUGAGUCUCAGAAUCGUGGAUUGGCUCAGGCCGCACUGGGAUCUGUGGAAACACUUUCAUUCAGUGGAAUGACACUGACCCCGAUUGACUGCGCCGUCCUGUCUCAUGUCAUCGGACUCUGUGAUACAAUGAAACACCUCGACCUGCAGAAAUGCAACAUUCAGUGUGAAGGAAUCCAGCGGCUGGGACCCGGGCUGCACAAGUGCCAGGAGUUGAGACUUGGGGGAAAUGAACUGGAAGAUUCAGGAGUGAAACUUGUGUCUGUGGCUCUGAGGAACCCGGAGUGUAAAAUACAGAAACUGAAUCUGAGUGCUGUCGGUCUCACAGAUUCUGGUGCCGAGGAUCUCGCCUCCGCUCUCAGUACAAACCCAUCACUGACGAGGCUCCACCUGGGUGGUAAUAUACUGGGAGAUUCAGGAGUGAAACUGAUGUCUUCGGCUCUGAGGAACCCGGAGUGUAAAAUACAGGAACUGGAGCUGUUUCAUGUCGGUCUCACAGAUUCUGGUGCCAAAGAUCUCGCCUCCGCUCUCAGUACAAACUCAUCACUGAUGCGGCUGGACCUGCAAUCAAACUUGCUCACAGACCGAUCUGUCCCCACUCUCCGCCACCUCAUACUGACCCUCCCGAGUCUGGAGCGGAUCAAGCUGGGGUACAAUCGGUUCAGUGACACCAGAGGGAAGGAACUGAGCUCUGUGCAAGAAUUCAGACCCGGACUGAGAGUGAACCUGUGAACAUCUGACAAAUGUAAACUUCCGGCCGAAUCCCCGCCCUCCCCUUUAAUUCUAGCACUCUGCUUUCAUGGCUGCGCGUGAGGUGUAAAUCCCAACGUUUCUAACAGAACUGGCUCCAGUAUCACGCUCUGUGAUAUCCGGAGCGAUCCCACAGUGAUGUAUUUCUGUCUGUUAUCAAAGUUUCCACCGGAUGUACGGGCUCGAGACUCCCCCACGUAAGACAAGGACAGGAAGAGCUCAGUCUGCGAAACCGGUGUCCCGGGGUGGGAUUAUCUGGGAAGAGAAUCCUUUUGCUCCCUUUGCUGAGGACGGUGCUUUUGGCAUUGUGGCCAAUAUAAUGAUGUUAAAUUGAGAAAUACCUCAGUGGUAACCCUGGAUCUACAGCGAUCUCUGAUGGCCCCGAAGUGUGAUUUUCUAAUCAUUGGAUCCCCGAUGCAGAGUGACUGUGAGAAACGGGACUGAUUAUUCAAACUGUCACUCAUUGUCGCCGGUCAGUUAAUUGUGUGUGACUGUGUGUGAGUCGGGAGCAGCUUAUUUACUCCCGCACGUCAGCAGCUCACACAUAGUUUUAUUUACAUUUGCCAUGAUGAAAUCAAUAAACGGCUGUAACUUCCUG